This is a messenger RNA of Aethina tumida (small hive beetle), 2344 nucleotides long. RefSeq names its product ankyrin repeat domain-containing protein 13C. Lineage: Eukaryota; Metazoa; Arthropoda; Insecta; Coleoptera; Nitidulidae. Gene Ontology annotation, cellular component: cytoplasm. Gene Ontology annotation, molecular function: protein binding. Bases 57 to 1376 code for a protein of 439 amino acids. The transcript is spliced from 8 exons. The record is from RefSeq and is a predicted model, not a curated record.
UGGUGUGAGGUUAAUGGAUGUAUUGUCAAAGUUGACGUUUGCCGUGUAUGUGAAAAAUGGCCGAAGACGGCGAGGAUUACCCGUUGCACAGGGCGGUGUUUGAGGACGACAAGAAAACUCUCUCGAGAUUACUGAGGAAACACGACAUCACCGCUAAAGACAAACAUGGAAAUACAGCUUUACAUUUGGCUGUUAUGUUAGGCAGGAAAGAGUGUGUCCAAUUGUUAUUGAAACAUGACGCUCCAGUUAAGGUGAAAAAUGGUCUGGGAUGGACAGUUUUAGCAGAAGCAGUUAGCUAUGGAAACAGACCAACAAUAUCUUCGUUGGUCAGAAAAUUUAGGCAACAAUCAAGAGAACAAAUGGAAGAAAGACGACCAAACUUGGUUGAAGCGUUGAAUAGAAUUCCCGAUUUUUAUAUGGAGUUGAAAUGGGAUUUUCAAUCUUGGGUGCCAUUGGUGUCUAGAAUUUUACCCUCGGACAUUUGUAAAAUAUAUAAAAAGGGCGCAAACAUCCGUCUCGACACCACACUGGUGGAUUUCUCGGACAUGCGAUGGGAACGCGGCGACAUUUCGUUCAUCUUCAACGGCACCUCCGAAUCGAACGAGAGUCUCACGGUCCUCGACAACAUCAGCAAAGUUUAUCAGCGUGUGCGGUACGAAGAGAGCGAGAUGGAGAUCGAGGACGAGGUCGAUCUGUUGAUGUCGACCGACAUUUUAGCGGCACAGAUCUCGACGAAAAGUAUAUCGUUUGCGCGGGCCCAAAGCGGUUGGAUCUUUCGCGAUUACAAGAAAGAAACGGUGGCGGGACAGUACGAAAGCGAACUGUACACGGUGCACGGGUUGAUGUUGGAAAGCAGGAAGCGUCGAGAACAUUUGUCUUCUGACGAUUUGCAGAAGAACAAGGCGUUACUGGAGAGCUUUACCAAGGGCGGCAACCUUCAAAAUUUAGACCAGAACGGAGCCCCGGUGAGAAGAACGAGUCUAAGUCCUCCUCCGAGCAAAAACGUCACGUGGGAACAGUACAUCAACUCUGAACCCAACGAUUAUCCGAGAUUAGGAAGAGAUUUGGUUUAUAAGGAAUCUUCAAAGAACUUUAAAGCCACCAUAGCUAUGAGUCAAGAUUUCCCACUAACUGUCGAGAUGUUGGUGAACGUUUUGGAAGUGGUGGCACCGUUCAAACACAUUUCGAAACUGAGAGAUUUCAUAACGUUCAAGUUGCCAAGUGGAUUUCCGGUAAAAAUCGAAAUUCCAAUACUCCCAACUGUAACAGCAAAAAUCACUUUCCAACAGUUCGAGUUCAGAGAUCACAUACCUAAAGAAAUGUUCGUCACACCCAAAGAUUACAUAGAAGAUCCCACAAGAUUUCCAGAUUUAUGACGGCCCGAAUUGCUGAACAGCUUCGAGCUGAGCUACACGAGCAAGCCGCAGUUCGUGGCGCCGGCGGAGAGCGGCGCACGCGCAGGACGUCGCUUCAGGAGACGAGGCUCCGCCCACCGUCAGAUACGGCCGAUCGCCAGCGGAAAGCCGACGGUCAUCGUCGAGGUACCGAUGUUGUUCUCGCUCGGCAGCGUCUACAGCGCCAAUUGUCUCGUCUACCUCGAGUGAGAUCCGUCUUUUACAUACGCCCACGCUCACCCCUCCCCCACCCCCUCGAUGUGCGACAUCGUUUUCAUUCGCGCUCAUCUUAGUAUUUUUUUCGUGUCUGUGAUUUUUUGUUACAUUUAUUUUAUUAUUGUUUGUUUCGUAGGUUUUAAGAAACCGCACCGGUCGUUUGUGCGAACAAACGGAGAUGUAAAUUUUUAAAUUGAACAAUAAUUAUGCGUAAAUUACAAUCUGUGGUAACAUAUCUUUAUUAAAUAUGUAUAUGAUGUAGUAUAUGGCUGGACCAUGCGUGUUGUUUUCAUUAGGAUUAUACAUUUUUUUACGUUGUAGUCAUUGUUGAUUGAUGUGUUUUUUAAUUUUUUUUUAUUCUACUAUUUUAAUUAACUCAUUUUUUAUUACGACUACAUUGAUUGAUUGAUUGGAAGUUUUGAGCUAUUAGAGCAAUGAAAUUUAAAUUUAAGUUUGGCAAUAUCAUUGUAUCAAUUAUUUUCGAGUAUAAAUUGGAAUGUAUACUGAUUGUACAGGGUAUUUGUAAUUCUUAAACCAUCCCUAAAUUAAAUAUUAAAAUUGACGUUUUCUUGUCCCUCGUUUCUCUUUAUACUUAAAUUAUGUGUUUUUUGAAAGACCAAAAAAUGAUUGAUGAUUGUGAAUGUUUGUUAGAUGAAUUCUGUUUACCAAAUUAUGUUCAAGAUAACUCAAUGUUAACUAUAUUAAAUAUUAAUAAAAAAAAUGUUAUAUUUUUA